AUGCUUCUGGUGGCAGCUUUUGACUUCGGAACCACAUACAGCGGUUAUGCUUUCUCCUUCCGAGACGAUCCCAACAAAAUUCAGACAAAUCAGAGCUGGUAUGCAGGCGGUGGGGCUUCGCGAUUAGUGUCACUGAAGACGCCGACAUCCGUACUCUUAACUCCAGAGGGAGAGUUUGACAAGUUUGGUUUCGAGGCCGAGGACAAGUACGCAACCCUAGCUGAAGAUAAUGAGCACCACGGCUGGAGGCUUUUUCGACGGUUUAAAAUGGUUCUUCAUAACAAUACGCAUUUGACGAAAGACGUUACGGUAGAGGACUUUUGUGGAAAACGGAUGACAGCUUUCCCGCUGUUUGUCAUGUCGAUCAAAUACCUCAGAGAUCAUCUACUAAAAGCAGUUACCACGCAAAAGAUAGGAAUCGAAGAGACAGACAUAUCGUAUGUGUUGACCGUCCCGGGUAUCUGGGAUGACAAUGCAAAAAGAUUCAUGAGGGAUGCAGCAGUUGCAGCUGCAAUCGACCCCGCCCGCCUUAAGCUGGCCUUGGAACCUGAGUGUGCCUCCAUAUGGUGUGAAACAUUGGGUACAGACGUCAGGGGCGCUGUAGCCAUUGCGGGUUCACAGUACAUGGUCGUCGAUCUAGGAGUUUGCUUGUCUGUUUCAUUGCGCGACCUUGCUGAUAAACAUUUUAAACACUCUGUAGAGGAAAGAAUUGCGGCUAUGGACAUUCAGGAAAAUUCUAUUACACCGAAAGGUAAGGACAAGCUGAAAAUCGUUGGCACAUUGAUCCAAUCAUGGUUCAAAGGGUCAAUUGAUCUGCUGAUCCAGCAUAUAAAGUCACUUUUAGCAGAAGCAAAGAUGGAACACGUGCAUACCAUUAUUCUUGUAGGCGGUUUCGGUGAAAGCCCUUUUGUUCAGGAGAGAAUGAGGAAUAAAAUAGCUGGCGUGACACUGAUCGUUCCUCAAGAGGCGGGCCUCGCCGUGUUAAGAGGAGCCGUGAGGUUUGGACACAACCCCUCCAUUGUUUCUUCACGGAUCAUGAAAUACACCUAUGGGCUAAGAGGGUAUGACACGUUUGACGAAAAGAAGCACGCAAAUGAGAAGAAAAUAUGGAUGAAUGAAAGGUGGGUGGUGUCUGAAUGUUUCAUUGUGUUCGUGCGGGUGAACGAGGAGGUGCGAAUCGAUCAACAGCAGACCAAGACGAGUAUUCCUACUCGUGAAACAUCCCACAUAUCCGUCUAUAGAACGACACAUGAGAACCCAGUGUACGCAACAGACCUCGGAUGUGAACUGCUAGGGACUGUUGAGCUUGAAAACAGCACCGAUAUUCCAUUUCAGCAGCAGAUUACAGAAACUUUGUUUAUGUUAGGGGAUACAGAACUUCUCGUCAAACUUAGGAACACGGCUACUGGAAAAGAAGCCUACAUGCUCUUUGAGUGCUUCAAAUAG
Molecule: messenger RNA, 1446 nt
Organism: Mya arenaria
Lineage: Eukaryota; Metazoa; Mollusca; Bivalvia; Myida; Myidae
Product: heat shock 70 kDa protein 12A-like
Exons: 4
Coding region: 1-1446 (481 amino acids)
Source: RefSeq, a predicted model, not a curated record